CUGAGUCUUCUGUCAUGCUAAAUGCUGAUUGAAGCCAAAUUUCCUCAGUAUUUAAACCAUGUUUUGCUGUACAAACCGUUUCUUCCACUUGUUGCUGUUUCAUACUGGCUUGGCUGUAAGUGGUUUCAGUCACAUGGUGCUGCCUAACCGAGAGCUGAUGGAGCCAGAUGAGAAAGGCAGGAGGCGAGCCCCUCCGGUUGCGCGUCAGCAUCCCCUCAAAUAGGAAUCCGCUGCUGUCACUUCUGCUCUACAUACGGAGAGACGGACGACUGUAACCCCCAAACAACAAUUAAAGGCGAAUUUCGUUUGGCAUGCAGCUGUUUUUUUUUCCAUGUGAUGUCAAAGAAGAAGAGUAAGGGGAGGCUGUGAGGAGGCUGGAGCUUUGCAAAGAAUGAUAGUGAGGAUCAAGGCGCGCUGUCCCAGGAGAACUCAUCUGAAGAGCUGGCCGUGAGAGACCGGGAUGCUCCUCUAACGCACCAGGGGGGCGAGUUUCCUGAGCAGACGGUCUGUGUGGCAGAGUUUGAGCUCAAGUGGAAGUGAGUUAGUGAGUGAGUGAGUGAGUGAGUGAGUGAGUGAGUGAGUGAGUGAGUGAGUGAGUGAGUGGGUGGGUGUCAUGGAUUCGGCUGCCGAGGAGCCUCCCUACCAGAACUUGCUGCUCCUGGGAGCCAUUGCAGCAGCAUCUGCCUUCGUGGUCACCAUCCUUAUUGUCCUUGUCUGCGUUGGCUGUCAAAGAAAAAGCAAGAGCAAGCACCCCCCAGCCGGAGAGAAAGGGACAUCUGUAAAUAUGCAGGGUACACUCCGGCACCCGAAACUGAACUCCAUGAGCAAAUCUGACACCAGACUGCAUGAGAUAAAUCGCUUUCCCUGCAACGGAAACUCUGUUAGCAAGAGCCGUCCAGCCAGUAUGGACCUUCUGCUCCUCCACAGUCGGUGCUCCCAGACGGACCUGAGGCCCUCCCAUGGGCGCCAGCUUCCCCAGAUCCCCAACAGUCCCCAGGGAUCCGGCCAGGGGGAGGCAGGGGAAACAGGAGGAGAUGGGGGAGGAGGGGGAGGAGGAGGAGGAGGAGGAGGAGCGGGAGGAGGAGGGGAGGCCAGAGACCACACGUACACCGAGGUGGGCCUGCGCAACAACCCCACCCCCACCUACUGCCUGGAUGAUGGCCUGUACGAAAGUGUAGGAGUCCGGGAAGGUGACAUGGGCCCCAAGGUACCCUCUGCCCCCCCGCCCACUUCAGCCAACACUCCAGCCAUAAUCAGAGCUGCCCAAAGCCCCCCAGCUCAUGUCAACGGAGCCCGCAAUGGAAACGGGCACGGAAACGGUGGCAGAGGGAAUGGCAGAGGGAAUGGCACCGUUAACAGUCCGAUGGCAGGAAGAGGUAAUGGGGCGAGCGGGGUCAAUAGGUCCCCCAUGUCUUCUGUUAACUCCCUGGCCAUUCAAGAUCCAACUGUAGCGGAGUACGCUUCCAUACGGAAGUUCAGAAAGGUUGACAAGACAAACAGGAAGGAAAAUAACGGGGCCGACAGCCAGUCAGACAGCCAGUCGAGCGUGAGUGAUUCACCCUCUGCCGCCCCUCCUCCGCUACACCGCAGUCAGGAAUUUCCACGCAAGCCGCUGGAGCCGUUUCACCUGCACUCCUUCCCAAAGGAGGCGGUGUUCAUGGGCAAUGGGGAGCAGUACAUCUGGAAGCCUCCAGAAGAUGAUGACAUCAUCACUUUGCACCCACCUCCGUCCCGUGGAGAGAACGGACAGGGGCACCCAUCUCCCCCAACUGCGAAGGAGAUUGCAGACACUUACUCCAUCGUGUGUAAAACCCAGAAGAAGAAACCUCCUAUGGAAAACAACGGAGCGAAGACCCUCCCACGCUCCUUUGGAGGGGAGAGAGGAAACGCAGGUUCGCGGGGCCGAGGCAGAGGAGUCCAGGGCCAGGCACGUUCCCAGGAGGAACCCUGCUAUGAGCCGGUAGGAGACAGGUCCUGGCCCACAUGCGUAAUGGCCGAGUCUGACCCUGCGUACGCCACUAUCGACACCCACCGGAAACGUGAGCAGGGGGGAACCAAUAACAACACGGCUGGGGGUAAUGCCACUCUGAAGAGAAAGAAGCAGACGCCGCCGCAGCAGCAGCAGCAGCAGCAACAACAACAACAACAACAACAGCAGGCAGCGCCAGCGGCACCUCAGGGCUCAGGACCCACCGCCCUGCCUGUUAGAGGCCUGCCCGGUGGGGAAAACUUCUAUGAGACCAUCAGCGAUGUGAAACAAGGGGGCAACAGCUCCAGCACCACCACCAUCUUCACCUUCAAUGACGGGAUGGAGAUGUACGUCACUGGCCUGUAGCUGGGUGACACACAGAAACGGCCCAGAACCCUCUGGUACAGAGUCAUGAAAGGGAUCUUUCUGUUCACCGGUCAGCAGGUUGCUGUACAUAGAUACAAGGCCCUCUAUAGACAAACAACAUGAGGAUCCAUUUUGUGUUGACAUCAGGUACAAACAGGGUCUUAAUCCAGGUUCAAAUUUCCCUUGAUUGGUCUGUACUUCAGAACCAGCCUAAGCCUAGUCCAGCCCAAAUAUGGACCAAAUACAUUUUAACAAAGGAAAAAAAAAAAAAACAAAGAAAAGAAAACUGGAAUAUACAUCUUCAACUUACUGUGUCACUGACCAUACUCACCUGUUUGUGCAUCAUUUUCCAUAAUAUCUUUAUUUUUAUAUGAACACUGUACUCUUUAAAGAGUAUGUGGUGUAACUCACAACCUGAGGGAAAACACACUUUAAUAUAUGUAACAAAAGAAAUGUGCAUGCAUUGUGCGAAUUCAAAAAACACAACAAACACACACCUGAAAACGGAGAGUAGUAGCAAGGAAGCUGGCUAUAUUAGGAGUACGAUGAGGCACACUGUUAGCUAUUGUCACCCAUAUACGCACACGUACACACACAUAUGCCUCAUCAUGGAGGGACUUAUGAAAUAUAAGCAGAUGGAUGUCACAGAGAUUUGCGGUGCUUAGCUCUCACUAAGUAAACAUCUGAAACAGGUUCUCUGUGCUCACUGGUCCAUUGCUUUGGAGCUUUGUUCAAACUUAGGCCUAUAAUUUGUAGGCCUCUUUAAACACAGAGGUAAUUGAAUGCUAUUGUCCCCGUUUCAAAAUGACCAUCAAUGUGCCCUGAACGUAUUAGCAUUUACCAGUAACAGCCCUCAUGAUGACUAUAAAAAGUGACUUUUGCGCAAUAAUGUAAGAUUCACAUACAUUAUGAGAUUAGUUUAAAAUCCACGCUCAGAUUUGACAAACAUCUGUAGCCAGAGGCAUGAUGACACACCCCAACACAGCCCCACACAGAUACACACAGACUGGGCAGAGUCAUGCAGGGUAAAGUGAUCAGGUCAUGGGCAUUGAGUGGGUUGUGCAAGUAUUUCCCCAGAGUGAUAGGGGUGACAGAUUUCACAAUGUUAGACCUUUACUGUAUUACUGGGAUAAAUGAGAGAAGAAUAUUUUCAAAAAAUAAGGAAGUGAAAGAGCCCAAAAUAACACAGGAUGCCUCAUCCUGGACAGUUAAUAUGUCAUGUCUUCUGGGCUCUGUAAACAUCUGACUUUAUGACCAUUGUUAUUUUGCACUGGACAGAUGCAGGACUGGUUGGCUUUAAAUGUGCAUAAACGUGCCAUAAAAGGCAUUUCCAAACACAGCUCUGAUUCGCUCUAUGGUCUCAAGUCAAAGCCAGAGCUCCCCCCAGCUCAACAGACUUAAGUCUGGUGGUUGAAAUAGCAACAGAAGGCUUGGACUCCAAGAAAAAUAAAGAGCUGGGCAUAAAAAUGACCAGCGAGUGUCCUUUGGAAGGUUGCCCCUCGCCCUCUGCCCACCCUCAUCUCCAGCCUCUGUUCUCUUCCAUGAUAAACAAUGUCUUUCCCAUCUAGCUUUGGGGAACAUUAAAACAGAAAGAAGAGGGAGAAAACAAAACAUUAGAGCCUUAAUAAAUGGGCAUAAAGAUAAGAGAUGGAGAGGGAUACACAACUGCUCACAGGCUGAGAGAUGAGGCAUUAGAAUGAGCUCACUGUGAGACAACCAUGCAAAGAUAAAACGGGUUUAGAAAGGUUAGUAACAUUAAUUUAUUAAUGCUACCGUGUCAGAAAGUAUGUAAAAUUAAAUGCACUCUGUAUUUUAAUGCACUCUUUAUUUUUUCUUACCUACUGACAAUACCAUUGGUUAAAUAGCUCAUGCCACUGCCAUGAAAACAGUAAGUUUAUGUUGUUGGUGCAAUUUUUCCUGCUUGAUCAAAAAAGUGCAUGCUUUAAUGUGUGGAGAUGAAAACAAAUAUUGUGGUACUUAAUUGAUCUCGUUUGUUGAUCUUUUCUGUUGUACUUUUUUGCCAUGUGAUGCAAAGCAGCAUUCAGUUUUUCCAAAGCAACAACUUGGAGGAGGAGGGUAGAGAAAUAGGGCCAAGCGUUGUUUAUCCUCCCCUCUGGGGGAGUGAGAGAGUGAAAGAGGUGGGGGAGGGAGAUGAAGAACAGCUAGUAUAAAACUAGAUGAGGACCACCGCAAAUGGACACGGAUCCAAAGGACCCUCCUCCUGCCAAUACUGUGUUUGCGUGCGUGCACACACACACACACACACACACACACACACACACACACACACACCGUCAGGCGCACACACACUUACACACUGCAACAUUGAGCCAUGUGCGUUUCCAGUUUCGGGGAGGAAGCACAUUUUGCUUCCACUUGGUCAGCCCUUGCAUACACUCCCUCCCCCAGCUGUGUUCAUCCUCCAGUAACCGACACAGACCUCUUUUUUCUCUGCUUCACAUCGCUCCCUCGUUGUGCAGGGGAGGGGCCUUUGAUGUCCAGUUCUGAGGGAAUCAGGGAGUUAUAUGGGGGUUUUGGGGGGGGGGAGCAAGGCAAGGCAAGGCUACGGGUCAGGCCAACCCCAGUCUGAUAUCAACGAGGAACCAACGGCUCAACUACUGUCUGAUAUGAGAAAUGGCUAACAGCUGAGACGCUUAACAAGCUCUGUUGAGGCCACCUUUAGACAAUGCUGGCUGGAAAUUGCUAUCACACUUAAUCCUUUUUCUCUGGCUGUCACUUUAUGUGUCACAUUUUCGUUAUUCUGAGAGAAAGCACUGAUCUGAUAUAUUUUGUUGAACACUGAUCGAGACAGAUGUUCAUUGCACAAAUACAGUAUGAUGAUGUAAAUGUGUAUAAUACUCUGUUGCUGUUCUGAUGUUGUUCCAAUGUAACAUACAGUAUACAGUAUAUUUGUUAAAAAAAAAAAGAUGGUUAUCACAGACACAUUGUACUUUGUGGACGCAAAAUGUUUCAUGCUUUCCAUGCAGAUACAGAUGCUGUUUGUUAAUUGUCUUCAGAUAUAAUUAUGGGCCAAUACUGCUGUGACAGCUGUAGCCAAUGUUGUAUGUUCUUAAAGCACAGGGUUUAGUUUAAAAAUAGUAAAUAUAAUAAAACAUAGUGACAGUGCAGAUAUGCAAAAGAUUGUAAUGUUUUAUAUUAACCUUCAUAAAAUAUUAAAGUGAGUUUUUACUUUUCUAAUAAAGUGGCACAUUAUAAAGUG
Molecule: messenger RNA, 5555 nt
Organism: Seriola aureovittata
Lineage: Eukaryota; Metazoa; Chordata; Actinopteri; Carangiformes; Carangidae
Product: WAS/WASL-interacting protein family member 1
Exons: 10
Coding region: 614-2335 (573 amino acids)
Biological process (GO): intracellular signal transduction; B cell receptor signaling pathway; negative regulation of T cell activation
Cellular component (GO): plasma membrane; membrane raft
Source: RefSeq, a predicted model, not a curated record